AUGGUAUUUCUCCGAAUAUCUCCAAUGAAAGGCAUUAAACGCUUUGGUAAGAAGGGAAAGCUUAGCCCGAGGUUCAUUGGACCUUUUGAAAUCCUUGAAAGGAUAUGGCAAGUAGCGUACAGGUUGACUAUGCCCCAAGCGCUGGCAGCUAUACAUGAUGUGUUUCACAUUUCAAUGCUUCGGAAGUAUGUCUCAAACUCGUCCCAUAUACUGAGUUACGAAGCAUUAGAACUUCAGCCAGACUCGUCAUACGAGGAACAACCGGUGCAAAUACUCGAUAGAAGAGAGAAAGUCUUGAGAAGCAAGACAGCUGCACUGGUUAAAGUACUGUGGAGAAACAGUAAAGUGGAAGAGGAAACCUGGGAACUCGAGACGGAUAUGCAAUAG
This is a messenger RNA of Cannabis sativa, 387 nucleotides long. RefSeq lists its product as uncharacterized. The record is from RefSeq and is a predicted model, not a curated record. Lineage: Eukaryota; Viridiplantae; Streptophyta; Magnoliopsida; Rosales; Cannabaceae. The transcript has a single exon. Bases 1 to 387 code for a protein of 128 amino acids.